Molecule: messenger RNA, 2295 nt
Organism: Caenorhabditis auriculariae
Lineage: Eukaryota; Metazoa; Nematoda; Chromadorea; Rhabditida; Rhabditidae
Source: the annotation of a GenBank genome assembly
AUGGAAACCGCGCGAGAAAACAUCGAAGUUUUCUUCAAAAAUCUCCCAGAAGAUUGCGUCUGUCCCAUUUGCGCGCAGGUAUAAUGCUUUUUUAUGUAGACCGGUGUGGUCGGAUGGCUCAAUGCGUCACGGAAGUGUUGCGGUUAUUUAUUUUAACUUUCUGAAAUCUUAAUUGACAUUUUGGCGACUCUGUAAUUCCUAAUGUCGACACGCGCCCCAUUUUUGGCCGGAUGAUAAUAAUCGCUUUGCCUCCGUUACAUGUUGAGCCAUUCUAUGUGCCGUCGCUUUUUUAGUUCAAUUAAUAUACCAGUUCAUAUUAUAGCACUGUUGUUAUUUAUUCAACUUACAAAAGCUAUAACUAUUGAUCUUAAAUAAAAUUCCACAGGCCUUACGGGAGCCGUAUCAACUAGGCUGUGGACACCAUUACUGUAAGAUCUGCCUGGAGACCUGCCAAGAGUCAGCUAUCACUAUUUUUUUGUCUGUAAAAUGAACCGAACCCCAGGUCGGCCCCAUGUUCCGUCUGCCACCAGCCGAUCCUCCACGGAGAGUGCAAACACGACAAAAAAAAGCAUCGCGAGGUUUCCGCACUCUCGUGACGUUCACUCCGGCUUUGCUUGCAGAUCCAGGAACUGUCUGUCUUUUGUUCUCACGAGAAGCUCGGCUGUAAAUGGGAGGGAUGUCUCACCGACCUUGAGGUACUCAGAAUCCCUCUGAGGAAUUACAACUUGAGCUCAGGAGCACGUAGCCUCUUGCGAGUUCGAAGCGAAUCGAUGUGAAAACUGCGGUCGGAAAAUUCCCAGAGUAGAUUUUCUGAAGCACGUCAGUGAGUGCGAGAAAGAGCGCGUGAAAUGUGAAUUUUGUGAGAAAAAUGUCCGUCGCCAGGAAGCGGAACGUCAUUUAAAGGUUCUGCUCACAGGAGUUUCAGAAGGUAUCGAACUUUUCAGACGUGCUCAAAGGUCUUGAUCAGCUGUCCCUUCCAAUGUGGACUGGUGGACCGGACACGCGAAGAAGUUUCUUCCAGGCUAAGACCUCGACCUAAUUUGCCAAAAACUCAGAUCGAAUUGCACCGUCCGAGUUGCCCGAAUGUCGACAACGUAUGCCCAUUUAUACAGUUCGGAUGCAACUUUGCAGGUUUCCGUUGAAAAACAUUCUUUUCAAAAUUUUUCAGGAGACAAAGAAAGCGUCCAGAAGCACCUGAGCGACGAGCCUAUUCGUCAUAUCAUCUACCUUUGUGACCAAGUGGCCGAUCUCAAGGUUGGUCGGAGAACAACAUUUAAAAAGAUGUGUCCAGAUGUCGCAUGAAGCUAUCUUUGAUGACCUUACGUCGUUCAGCACUCGGCAAGUCCGGCUUUUAGAGAUGGUAUCUUUAAAAGAAGUCAUUUUGGAAUAACUUUCUAGCGCUUAAGGCAAAUACCUGCAACCAAAUGUUUGGAGCCCAGCUCACCUGGCGCAUCGACAACAUGAUGCAACGGCAAAAUGACGCGAAGGUACGAUUUCUGAUGAGUAGAAUGAAAAUGAGAAUAGAGCGGAACGGCGACGACGAUCUUGUCUACGCCAUUCAUGUCGAGCCGCAACGGCUACAAAAUGGUCUCCAGUGCUUGUCUUUUCGGCGACGGCACAAGUAACAUUCAAUUCACAACAGAUUUUCUUAAGUGUGCUGCGACGCACGAAAUAACUGAGUAGUCUUUAGUUUUGAACCAAGGCUUGCCAAUCAUUGAUUUAUUUUGAAUUAGGGCCCUUGAGGAGUUGGAAGAUCUGUUCUAGCUGAGGUAUCAGGUUUCUCAAAUCGAAUCAGAGAAUUAGGCAGAGGGAAAAAUCUGUCGCUUUAUGUCGCUCUGAUGCGUGGUGAGUACGACGGAAUGCAAGAAUGGCCUUUCUCCAAAACCGUCAAAAUAACUCUGUUAGAUCAGGUUUAAGCGCAGACUAAGACUUUCUUCUAAUAACCGCGUUCGCAGAAUCCAGUGGCAACGGAUCGAGUCAAUAUCACGUAUAAAAUUGAUCCACGAAUGCUCAAAGGUGGAGAGAAAUUCCUCUCUCGACCCCGCGGAGAACGCAAUGCCUUUUUUGGAGCCCAGACAUUCUGCUCUCUGUCGCUCAUCGACAACUACAUAAAGGUUGUAGAUAAAAGGGAUUUUCCGAACAACUUUAUGAUUACAGGAAGAUGCAAUGUUUAUCAGAGUCGAGGUAGAGAGAAGCGAAAACGCAGAGAACAUCUUCCGCAAGAGAGAAAAAACGGAGUUUUCUUCAACACCUAUUCAAACUACACGUAAUUCGGAGGAGUUUUCGGAAGUUUAA